CCACACAAAUUUCCCCGCAUCGCAACUUCGCGCUCGUAAUUUCUUCUCGAGGCAUGGCCCCGUCAUCCCACGAAUAAUGUCCGAUCCGAGUGUCAGCGAGCGAAGAAUACGGCCGAUCCAAGAUGCCAUUGCGAGUGCCAACUGGAAGCAGGCCCUGCAACUUUGCGACAAAUGGUUCAAGAAAGGCGAACGCUCUGACAGGUUUCUGGUGAGGGUUCUCCCGUCUCACUCACUUCGUGAGCACUCUCUCUAACCUCGCGGCAAAAGGCCUUGAAAGCCUUCGUCCUGGUAAACCAGCCGGACAAGACUCAACAUGACCGAGGUCGAGAGGAGGUCUUGGACCUCUGCAAGCGCACGCCCGCCAUUACAGAGCCAGAAGCCAUCUACCAACUCCAACAUGCGCUCAAGACCCUGUCACUCCACGACGAAGAGAGCCCCAAACUCUGGGAGCGAGCCCUCGGCGCCAGAAAGGAUGAUAAGGACUUGUACAUGAGAUGGCUCAACCAAGCAGUUGCAGACAACAACUGGAAGAGUGCUCAAAAGGUGUGAAGACCAGAAAAAGAAAUAACCAAGAACACAAAAACCAUUCCACCGCACAACACAAGCAAGAAAGGGGAACUGGCUGACAUGGGGGGCCCCAAUAUCCGACAGGCCACCAUGGGUUUGCGAAAUUCCUUCUCCAAGGAACGAGACUACGAGUUCUGGAAUAUCCUCAUGUGCUAUCUGAUACAUAUGCAACCAGACCUCCCGGACAAGGACCGCACCUUGUUCGGGACGCUUGCGUAUCGCAUGAUCUCGAAAGCCGCUGAGGCCAUACCUAUGAAUGAUGUGAGCCUGAGACCGGUCUUGGUAGAAGGCGUUGGAAAGAUCUGACGUGCCAGCAGGCGCAAGCAUCAUCCCCAGGAAAGGCGAUCUCGGAACCGGAGGAGAUUGCGUUACUGGCACAGGUCUUCAACUCCACGGGCCAUGUGGGAGAGACGGUCAAGCUCUUGCAGGGACAGUCGCUGAACAUGGCGUCCCGAGUCGGCAAACGCGACCCGCAAUUGGUGCUGUCUCUGCUGCUCGAGUCUUUGGAAGCCUCGGAGCAAUGGGACGAGGCAUUCAAGGUGUGCCAGGAUCUGCUGUCCGAGUCUGAAUACCAGUCAGAUGAUCGGAUAUGGAACCUCUGGCUCAAAUCACGAUCGAAAUCGUCGGGAGCCGAUGGGCUGGAAGCGAAAUCCAAAGAGCUCCUCGAAUCUGUUUGCAGCACCCGGCCAAUUGUCCGCGCGGCUUACCUCGCAAAGCUGAAUCUUCAGCAAAGCCAGAACGAUGGGGCUGAGCAGGAUGACCUGCUGGAAACUUGCAAGGAGUAUUUUGAAGCGUUUUCAUCCAAAGGGUUUUGUUUCGAUGAUUUAAAGGAGCCUCUUCGGCAGCUUGACACCCCUCACUUCGACCGAUUCAAGCAAAUAGUCUCUGGCCACGAAGGGAAUCUAGCAAAGCUGUUCGACCUCAAGCUCGCGUACAGCACACUCCCACCCGACGCCUCCAGAUCGGAUCUUCUAGAUUUCGCGCACAGAGCACUGCAGAUAUACCAGACAUCACUGUCCGAGAGCCCUUCAUGCCCGGAGGCUGCCCUUCUCGCGGUGCUGGCAAUCCUCCGACUUGCCAACGGCAAAAGCUCUCCUUCCAUCGUUCUGUUUGCCCUCAUACUUCUUCAAGUCGCCCGCUCAAAAUUCGAAGACUACUACAUUCUGACGAUCCUGCUUGUUCAGCUCCAGUCCCAUCUCGGACUGCUGUCUUUAGGGAUGGAGAACUUUGUGAAACUCAGCGUCAAAAAUCUCCAGUGGGAAACAGUGGGACAUUUGAUCCUCACGAGGAUAUCGUCGUUACACCCCGCCUCGGGUACGGAACUGCAGCAAGAUUUCGAACCACUUUUGGCCCUCGAAACAGGACUCACGGUUCUUGAGAACGCGGAUGGCGCCUUGGUGCGUGGAAUCCGCGAGGGGUUGAGGUUCAACAGCUACUCCAACAUCUACAACAGCGUCAAGAUGCGGUCGGAGAUUGAGAGGAGCAUGAACAAGCAGAUCUAUGCCAUCGAGGAACGGAAGGUCCGACGAUGGCGAGGAGAGCCUGAUGACCACACGGUCUUACCAUUGACAGAUUCCUCAAAGCCGCUUGUCGACAAGCGGGAUUUCGGGUAUAUGCCCAGCUAUCGCAAAGAUGAUGGGCAGCUGCUGGCGGGCUUUCGAUGCGGACCUCUCCCAAAAGAGAGAUGGAUUCACGCCAUGGCGCUUUUCGACAACAUAGCCACCUAUCUGAAAGCAGAGACGGCGUCGCAGACUUCCCUGGCCGCUACGACGUACGAGAAUCUGAAACAGGCGCAGCAACAUGUAUCCUGGCCCGCUACAGAUGAUCUAUCGACGGAAAUGACACAAUUUGAACUGGCCAAUCUAGAAUGCCACAAGAUUCUCGCCCAGGUGAUAACUCUGUUCAAAGAAGGGAGCGCCAACAUGGCUGCUGCAUCUCAACAGAACAAUACCAAAACCCUUCCAGAUCUCUUCUCGGACCUCAAAACCUGGCUCUCCUCCGCCCUUACAAGCCGCAAGGACGGUCCUGCUGGAUCGGACGUCGCAGGAAUCCGGGUGCCAACCUGGGAAGACCUGCACGGAAGCGUCACGCAACUCGAGACGUUGCAGGUCAUUGCCAACCUCACCUCCCUCGUGUCCAAGAAAGCGCAAAAGCCCGCAAAAUCCUCCAAGGCGACUUCUCCCGGAUCGGUCUCCAAGGAGGCGGUCUCCGAGAUCCAGUCGCUCGUCACCGAGCUCGAGGCCCAGAUCCUCGCAGACGCCAGGGCGUUGAAGUCCGCCAUCAACGAGCCAGGCGUGCUAGGCAGGCUCGUGGACCUGGGCAUGGCGCGACGCGGCAGCGAUGGUGACGGUGUCGGGAACGCUCAAGGAGACGACGCCCUCCCCCCUGGCGAUGAGAAAUGGGAGGGUCUGGUCGAAAGUAUCUGCGACGAAGUCACCAUGGAGACUAUCUGUGGGGCGAUCAAAGGUAGCUGGGACGAUGCGCUCGAUGGGGUGGUGGGUGGGAAGGGCAAGAUUCGGGUCGGGAAGUAAAGUUGGGAGGGUGGCAAGGACGACAAUCAGAGAAGACAGACAACGAGGGGGGAGAGGCGCAGCCAGGUAUGGAUGGAUAGAGAGAUGGGUCAAGAGAAGCCAUGAAUGACGGACAACAAUGGUAGAAAAAGCAAAACUUGUCCUCUCUGUCGCAGUACUGUCUUCUGGUUCUCCCGCUUCUCUCUUGCCUGACCCUCUCCUUUGGAAGGUGUUGUUUAGUAGGUACCCAGUACGUACUCUAGUCCUUUCAACGGGAGGUCCGUCUUUCAGACAUCCCCGGCCCCCUAGGUACGAGGUACUUACGGCACACAUAGCCAUGUAUGCCCUUUCCCUCCUCACCCGUGUGUUUCGGUUCCUUGUCUCUCAAGACGGAUGGACGG
This is a messenger RNA of Cladophialophora immunda, 3478 nucleotides long. RefSeq lists its product as hypothetical. Gene Ontology annotation, molecular function: protein-N-terminal amino-acid acetyltransferase activity. Gene Ontology annotation, biological process: N-terminal peptidyl-methionine acetylation. NCBI's taxonomy places the organism in Eukaryota, Fungi, Ascomycota, Eurotiomycetes, Chaetothyriales, Herpotrichiellaceae. Gene Ontology annotation, cellular component: cytoplasm; NatB complex. Bases 1011 to 3098 code for a protein of 695 amino acids. The record is from RefSeq and is a predicted model, not a curated record. The transcript has 2 exons.